Molecule: messenger RNA, 807 nt
Organism: Leishmania braziliensis MHOM/BR/75/M2904
Lineage: Eukaryota; Euglenozoa; Kinetoplastea; Trypanosomatida; Trypanosomatidae
Exons: 1
Coding region: 1-807 (268 amino acids)
Source: RefSeq, a predicted model, not a curated record
AUGGCCAGACAGCGACCUAUGACUACGGCAGCCCUGCUACUGCUGCUGCUGUUUUGUUUGCUGACAAGUGCGAUCUCAGUCAACGCAUGGGGGAGCAGCGAGGACGCCAAGUCCAUUGUGAGGCGCGACAAGGAUGAGCAGAUUCAGUUUUGGGAGCGAGAGGUGAACACCCUCCGACAGGGCGAAAUGGCCAAAGCGUAUAACAAACUGUACAAAGCGCAGGCAGCGUUGGAGUCUGCCCGUGCGAAGCAGGGAUUCUUCUACACACGGCCACAGGACAAGGCGACUAUCCGCUUGCUUGAUGAGGAUUACCGAAGAACGUUGGUGGAGGUUAAUGUCCUUAAGGAGCAAGAGCGCCUCAUCAUGGCGAAACUAAAGCCACUCUACGGCGUCAUUUCGCUGCACUUUGCGCAGGAGCAGAAACGCACCAUCUCAGAGUCCAUCAAGGCUGUGCAAUCGCUCAGCUAUGAUAACGCGUGGUACUCCUCUCUCUUCAGCCUUGGCGAAGCGGAGAGCUUCUCCGACAUUAUCAUGGGCUUCAUUGGCAACUGGGUCCUCGGCUUCGUCAUUCUCUACCCCUUCUCGGUUCUCUACUACGCGCUGUGGUCCGCUCCAUGGAGCGUGUACGAGUACACCUCUGGCGUUGCGGACCUUGUCCCUGGCGUUGUUGCUUACGCUGUGUGUGUUGUGGCAAUGUGCUUGCCUCUUAUCGUUCUUGUUGUCACAUUGUACUUGUUGAUUCGGCACUACGGACCUCAAGUGCAGGCGGCUGCGCGACGGGCUCAGGCACACCGACAUAAUGACUGA